This is a messenger RNA of Hyphopichia burtonii NRRL Y-1933, 1094 nucleotides long. Its product is annotated as sepiapterin reductase family protein. Gene Ontology annotation, cellular component: intracellular anatomical structure. The coding region runs from base 291 to 1058 and encodes 255 amino acids. The transcript has a single exon. The record is from RefSeq and is a predicted model, not a curated record. Lineage: Eukaryota; Fungi; Ascomycota; Pichiomycetes; Serinales; Debaryomycetaceae. Gene Ontology annotation, molecular function: oxidoreductase activity, acting on NAD(P)H, oxygen as acceptor.
CUGGUCAGGAAGCUUGGUGGCUGCUGACUGAGUAAUGGGACUCGGACUUUAACCCUGGGAAGGUCAUCUUGUAGAAGACAUAAAACGGUUAUACUGUGAAGAAACCUUAUGUGCGUAAAACGCAACCCAAGUGCAAAAACUUUCCCUGGAAAAUCGGAUAAUUACUAAUAGGUUUCUUUGAUCGACGGGUACUUUGAGCUAGACAUCCGUUGUUAUUAUAUAAAGAGUCGAUAUUGUCUGUUGGUAGGUUUUACGGUUUUUUUGGUUAUUUUACAGUCAAUUCCGUAAUUAUGUCUGGACAUACUACUAUUCUUACUGGUGCCUCAAGAGGUAUUGGUGCUGCUAUUGCUAAAAUUUUCUUGAGCAAGUCCAACUCCAAUAAGCUUGUUGGGGUUGCUAGAUCUGCUAGUGAGCUUAACAAAUUGGUUGAAGAGUAUGGUGAAGAUAGGGUUGGAGUAGUCAUUGGGGAUGUUUCCAAGAAAGAAACCAGUGUUCAAGCUGUUGAAUUGGCCAUUGAAAAAUUUGGUUCAAUUGAUUCCAUUAUUUUGAAUGCCGGGGUUUUGUCUCCAGUGGAACAUAUUGCUGAUGCAAACGUUGAAAAAUGGAUUGAAUUAUACCAAAUCAAUUUCUUUUCCGUUGUGGAAAUGAUUAAACAAGCUUUACCUCAUUUGAAAAAAACCAAUGGUAACAUUGUUGCCGUUUCUUCUGGCGCUUCUACUUCAGUCUAUGAUGCCUGGGGUGCUUACGGUACUUCUAAAGCUGCUCUUAAUCAUUUGAUUAAAUCGGUUGCUACCGAAGAAAAAGAUAUCAAUGCCAUCUCCAUUGCUCCAGGGGUGGUGAAUACCAGUAUGCAAACCGAUAUCAGAGAAACUUUUGGUAAAAAUAUGGAUGAAGAUGGACUUAAAAAAUUCAUUGAUUUACAUAAAAAUGAUCAACUCUUACCUCCAGAAGUCCCUGCCACCAUUUACGCAAACUUGGCCUACAAAGGUUGGAGCAAAGACAUCAAUGGCCAGUACCUCAGAUACAACGAUGAAGAAUUGAAAGAGUACCUUGCUUAAUAGUUUUGUAAUGUAAUAAUACAAUAAACGAAAAAC